Molecule: messenger RNA, 2827 nt
Organism: Plutella xylostella (diamondback moth)
Lineage: Eukaryota; Metazoa; Arthropoda; Insecta; Lepidoptera; Plutellidae
Source: RefSeq, a predicted model, not a curated record
UCGCAACAGCUGACACUCCGGGCUCGGUCGCGCGGCAACCGCCACGGCUUGAUCGGUGGCUCUAUACGCGAGUUCCAUUGCACCGCCGAGAAAAAGAAAACAAAUUAAAAACAAAACUUUUUGACAGAAAACUCUGACUUUUUCACUUCCCGCCGUCAGUUUUAAUCACAAAAGCGUUUAUUUGUAAAAAUUUACACGGUUUCAAUAAUUUAAAACGAGUUUUUUAUUAUAUUUUGCGAAAUUUUCGAUGCGUAAAGUUAGUGCUUGGCAUGGCAACUAGUGCGACUUAAAUAAUAAUUGUUUGUUUGCCGGUGACUUGAACACUGUUCGAGAUGGAGAAAUCGGGAGGAUCCAAGUUGCUGCAAAUGAAGGCGCAGUACCAACAGAAACAACUAGCCGAGCGGGAGCAGAAGAUCGCCUCUCUGUACGAGGCGCAACAGGCGAGGGCCCUCGACCGCGUGAGACACUCGCCCGGGAGCACCGGCACUGCUGGGAGCAUCGGCACUGCAGGGAGUCACGGGAGUAAUGGCACCAGCAGGAGUAAUGGGGCUACCAGCCCGACGGCCGCGUAUGUGCCGCAUGGGAAGGUACGACAAAUGUUCGAAGAGCGCCGCACAAAGGGCAUAGACAAGAGCUACCCUCUCCAGCCGAUCCACAACACGCGGCAGCCCCUCGCUAACGGGCACAGCAAGUCCAGCACCGGCACCAGCGUGAGACCGGAGAAGAAGCGCCCGGGUGUCGUGGGCAGGAAACCGGUGCAUGUUAAUCAUAAGAGUGAGAAUCGCUUGGUGAACGGGUCCGGUGACGUAAACCACAACCACGAGGCGGAUCUGCACACACACAAACACAACAACAACAACAACAACAACAAUAGCCAUGUGAAGCAAAAGCCCCAGCCCCCGCGCUCGCUGGCACAGACCGAGCUGCGUACCUUACAGCAGCUCGACUCACUGGACGCGCUGGUCUCCGAGCGAGCGCUGAUCGAGGACGAGACCUUCCCGGAGGCGCUGGAGCCUGUGACUCCGCGGAGUGUGGACGAGCCCCGGAGACCGCCCAGGAGGAGUCCCUCAUUGAAGUCAAAUCCGGCUCGCGCGUCCCCCGCGCCCCCCGCGGCCCCCGCCCCCGUCGCACCGCCGAGGAGGGGAAAUAGCAAUGUAACCAACAACAGUAGGCCACAGCGAACCAUGCAGCAACCCGCUUCUACAGUCACUGCUGCGCAGGUAGCUCGAAAACAGAAAAUGCAGUCCCCCCCCGCGGGCGAGGGCGACGCGUGCGCGGUGUGCGGGCGGCGCUUCGCCCCCGAGCGCCGCGCCAAGCACGAGGCCAUCUGCAAGAAGACCAGCACCAAGAAACGGAAGCCCUUCGACGCGUUGAAGCAUAGGCUUGCGGGCACAGAAGCGGAGCCCUUCAUCUCGCGAGUGCGCAAGCAGUCGUCCCGCCCCGCCGCCAGCAGCAAGCCGCUCAACUCCACGUGGAGACAGAAGCACGAGGAGUUCAUCAACGCGAUACGGUCCGCUAAGCAGGCGCAGGCACAUGUGGCGGCUGGUGGCAAGCUCACCGACCUGCCGCCGCCGCCUCCAUCAGAGAACCCAGACUACGUACAAUGUCCGCACUGCCAGCGCCGCUUCAACCAGUCAGCCGCAGACAGGCACAUCCCCAAGUGCAAGUCCUACCAGUUCAACAAGCCCAAGCCCGGCGCCAAGAGACGGUAGCCUGGUGGAAGAAGGACGGAUACAUUCAUAGUGGAUGCAGAUAUUAAUAGCUUGGGAGACAAGGGGGGAUAAAUUGAUAGUAGAUGCAGAUGUUAAAACUUAAGGCUGCCUUGUCCACUAGAGUGAAGCGGCUAGAAUAGCUGUGUGAGGUUAAAAUUGACAAAUACCUACAAUUUUAUUAGUCAAGUCAGUCAAUAUACAAUAGUAUUAGGUAUUGCCUCGCACACCGCUCCGUUCUGGUGGACAGGCAGCUUAAUAGGCCCAUGGCCUACUCAAAAUUAUAUCAUUAGAUUCGUCUCUUAACUCAUGGGGUUAUACCUAGUUCAAAAUAAGGUCGGAUCCUAUCCGAUUGAGGGUUAAUUAAAGAUGUGAUUAUCAGGAAAUCAGCGUUUCCUAAGCGGUAGGAAAUUUUUAGUACAACGAAAUUUUGAUAUAACUUUCAUGCAAUGCACGCAUAUAUCAAAUGUAGUGCAUUAAAAUAAAAAUUGACUCUGUAUGACCUGUGGCUCUGAAUAACAUUGAUCUAAAGUGGUAAUAGAGAAAUUCAAUUUAUUUACAACUAGCACGAAAGGUAACACGUAGGUUACAUGACUAAUAAAUAUACCUACCUACUUAAUUAUGGGACAGCCUAUAAGAUUCCUCGACUACGAAUAAAAAUACACUAAUAUUAUUUGUACUUACUGUAGGUACAAAAAAUGAUUUCAUGGUUUUUACUGAGCCGACAGUAAACCGCCUGUUAUUUGCAAUCAAUUUUGGUUCAAGAUCUCAAAGAAUAAAUUUGAAAAAUACUUCAUUACUUACUGAACUAGUGUUUCUAAUAAUUUAGGUAGGAACUACCUAUUUAGGUCAUUAAACACUAUUUAUAUUAUAACUACGCCAAGUCUGCUUUCUGCAAAAAUUAAACAUAGAUAAGAUAAAAAUAUUGAGGAUUGCCAUAAAACUAACGAAACUUUGGGACCUAUUUUAUAAGAUUUUUUCUCUCUAAACUCAACUGUUGUUAAACAAGUGAAACACAGAUUUCAUUAAUUACAUCAAAGCUGAAAAUAAAUGCUGUUUGUAAUCAAAUUAAUAUUAUGUCACUAAACAUUUUUAAAUAUACUAUACCUACAAUAAUU